Messenger RNA from Cotesia congregata, 1248 nucleotides. The record is from the annotation of a GenBank genome assembly. Lineage: Eukaryota; Metazoa; Arthropoda; Insecta; Hymenoptera; Braconidae.
AUGAACAGCGAUUAUUAUUCUACAAUUUACGCUUGGUUUGAAAGAUGUGGAAUUAUAUCAGAUGUCCGGACGCAUUUACGUCAUAAUUUAGUGAACGCUUUAAAAAGUACAGAUAUGACAUUAAACAAAGAGAACAGUGGCCCGAAAUCAGCAAAGCAGUAUAUUUAUGAUUUAUUAAUAGCAGAGUACCUGUGGAACCACAAUUACGCGUAUACAUUGUCUGUGUUUGCAAGUGAAGCACCUUUACUGGUUAAUUUCCGCAAGCAUGUAAAGCCCGACUCUGAGGAUGACAAACAGAAACUCCAAAAUGAUUAUGUUACUCAUGCUCUGGAAACGCUGGGCAUCAGGCCCGAUGAACCUGAUGGUCAGUCUAUUAUCGCUGAUUAUGACAAUAAUGACAUGCCAUUAUUGCUGACAAUACUUAAGUUUAUUUAUAGAGGUAAAUUUAGUCAUACUGAAAGUGUUAAGACUGAAUUAAAAAACUGUCAAACUCAAACUGAUUUUAAAAUAUCGGAGGAUAUUUUGCGGGAGAAGAGAAAAAUUAUUAACGCUAGGAAAAAGUUGGUGGAGCAAAAUGAAUUUUAUAAUUCUAAGUUGAAGGAGUAUGAAGAUAAAAUUAAUAAACGAGCUGAUAUUAAUAUGCUACAAGAAAUAAAUGAAAGAGAGUCAAAAUUAAAAAAAGAAAAAGAAGAAAAUGAUAGAUAUAUUUUUAUUAAAAAUCAAGAAUUAAUAUCAAGAGAAAAUUUACUUGCUCAUGAAGCCAAAAGGCUUCAAAAUGAACAAGAUAGUUACAAAAUAUUCGAAACAAAUUUAAAGAAGCUUCAAGAAGAACUCGCUAAAGUACAAAAAGAACUAUCGAGUAAAAACGAAGAAAAAGUAAUACAGAUAUGUACACACGAAGUAAGUACACAGACAGAAAUAAAAGAUUCUGAAAAAAUUAUAAUCAACAAUUGCGACGACGAGAAAAGACAGCUUCAGAGUCUCGUUCAAGAACAGCAAUUGCGAAUAGAAGAGCUCACGCUUCGAGCAAUACGUCUGUCGCGGCAGCUUGAAGAAGCGCAGCUUUUAAAACCUGUGAUUGAAGUAACGCGACCAGUCUUCUCGAAGACACUAACAACAGUCCUUAGUGAAAGCAGUUCUACUGAUGAUAUUAUCCAGGAUGCUAAGCAACGUCUCAAAAGGCUGGAAGAGGAGAGCUUGAAGGCUGAUCAGUCAUAUUUUAAUUGUAUUACCGGCUUGCCUUUAUAA